Molecule: messenger RNA, 885 nt
Organism: Arctia plantaginis
Lineage: Eukaryota; Metazoa; Arthropoda; Insecta; Lepidoptera; Erebidae
Source: the annotation of a GenBank genome assembly
AUGCCGUUCAAAAUAAUUGAAACAAUAGAAAAAGGCCAAAAACGACUGUGCAUUAUACCUAGUUUUUGGGCGUCUAAUAGUAUUUUAAGAUGGGCAAAAAAGCGUUUAGAUAUCAAUAAAUUGGUCAAGGACGAAUAUUCGCAGCCUGUAGAUAAUUGGUCUUCUUCACAUUGCUGUGUCAAAAGACAAUUAUUAACAUCAUACGACGAAGCAACACGAGAACUAGAUCUCAUGCUACAAAAUAGUGACACCGAAUUUGAUAAUCAGACAGAAGUAAUCACAACAAAUAGUAAUAUUAACUUCAGUAAUUACAAUACUCUAGCUUGCCCAGCCAUUGUUAAAGAGCUAGAAGAACUGGAAUCACUUUUAACUGACAAGCAGCAAAAAAAUAAACUGCUAAAGCAAUACUCUUUCGUAUGUUCACAAUCGGAUGGAAGAGGUGGAACAUGUGCAUACAAAAUAUUAGAUGUGUUUUUUACUCGUGAUUUCUUAUACAAGUGUUCCUGGACUGGUGGUAGUAGAGGUACUAGUGAUAACGUAAAAAAUCCUCUAAAGGCUUAUAAAAACGUCCUUAAGUUUUACUACGAACUGAUACAUAUCUGGGACCAAACUUAUACCAUUGAAAAUAAUGAAAACUUUUUUAAAACUGUUCUUAAAACUUCUGUAAAGCGAAAACUCAGCAAGAAUGAAAGAGCAUCAACAAAACGUAGGAGAACAAAAAAAGAUACACUUAAAAAUUCCAAUCAAACAAAUCAAACCACCAACCAAGUUGAAAGCGUCAUGAUUGUUCCAGACGACGACGCUACAAAUGAAACAAAAAAUACCACGGAAGAUGUCACAGAGGAAAGAGAAGAAGACGAGGAGAAGGAAGAGUCCUUUUGUUAG